AUGUCAGCAUCGGAAAUAAUUGCCAAUAUUGAAAAAUCUUUGCCCAAGGCAAAAAAGUGUCCAGAAGACGUUAUCAUUGAAGAUUGUCCCGAAUGGUUUACCAAAGAUUAUCUGGAGUCAUGUCUGAGAUCUUAUUAUCAGGAUGACAGCAUCAAAGUGGUAAAACUCCAUGCCAAACCUGCCUUGGGCAAGGGUGAAAAUUAUGGUGGUCUCCUAACCCGUGUCAAGGCUGAAUACAAAAAUUCCAAAGGAUGCCUGAAAAAGGGCGGUUUUAUUGUCAAGACCUCCUUUGAGGGUGAUGAAUUGGCCUGCAAAACCAUGGAACCCUACGAUAUUUUCAAUCGGGAAAUUGAAAUCUAUGAGGAGGUAUUGCCCAAGCUGAAAGCCUUACUUAAAGAAAUCGGUGAUGAUGAGCAGAUCUUUGCCGAAACCAUGACUGUGGAUCGUGAAAAAUCUGUCUUGGUAUUUGAAGAUCUCAAUGAACGGGAUUUCAUUAUGCCAGAUCGCCUCCAAGGUUUGGAUAUGGAAACUACGAAAAUUGUCUUGAGGAAAUUGGCCAAAAUGCAUGCCUGUUCGGCAGUGUUAAAUGAACGCCAACCCCACUGUUUGGAGCACUACGACAAGGGAUUUUUUAAUCAUCACACUGAGGUGUAUGCACCAUGUUUUGUGGGCUGUUUUGAGGCUUGUACCCGUCGUGUGGCCCAAUGGCCAGAAUUUAAGCACUUGCACAAAAAACUAGUGGAACUGACACCAUUUUACAUGGAAUUGGGCAAGAGGGUAUUUGAUCCUCUACCCUCACAUCUCAACGUUUUUGCUCAUGGUGAUCUCUGGACCAAUAAUGUUUUGGUUAAAUACGAUAAGAAAACCAAGAAACCCCUCGAUGUUAUCAUCAUUGAUUUCCAAUAUUCCGCCUGGACAACACCGGCAGCGGAUCUCUUCUAUUUGUUCAAUUCUUCGUUGACCGAAGAGAUGCAUUUGCACAAGCAGGAUGAAUUGAUACAACAUUACUACAUCCACUUAAGGGAGACUUUGGAAAAGUUGCGGUAUCAAGGUGACAUACCAAGUUUACACAAAUUCCAUCAGCAAUUGCAGGAAAAGUCGUUUUAUGCCAUGCAUACCACCUGUGUGGUCCAACCCAUUCAGCGCAAUGUCAUAAAUGACGAUGCCGAUUUCAAUGCCCUCAUGCAGACCGACGAACGGGCCAUACGUUUCAAGAAUACCUGCUACACAAAUCCCUUUGUUCAUCGUAUGGUACGCCAAUUAUUGCCCGUCUAUGAUCAGCGAGGUCUUCUCGAGAAGGAUCAAUGA
Musca vetustissima is the source of this 1308-nucleotide messenger RNA. RefSeq lists its product as uncharacterized. Bases 1 to 1308 code for a protein of 435 amino acids. The record is from RefSeq and is a predicted model, not a curated record. NCBI's taxonomy places the organism in Eukaryota, Metazoa, Arthropoda, Insecta, Diptera, Muscidae. The transcript has 2 exons.